UGAUAUUUAUUCAUUUGGGAUUGUUUUAUUUGAGAUGUUGUGCGGGAGAUCGACUUAUGAAAUCCACAAGCAAGAGGGGCACUAUCUACCUACUUUCAUUAAAAACAAUUUUGGUGAAGGAAAGCAUAAUGAGGUGGUGUUCAAGAAAAUUAAGGAACAAAUCGAGCUAAAAUCAUUAACGACAUUUCAAAAGAUUGCCUACCGAUGCUUACAUCAUGAAAAGGAAGAACGACCGACAACAAAAGAAGUUUUAGUGCAACUUAAGAAAGCUUUAGAAUUUCAGAAAACAAUGACCAAGUUACAAAUCACACUUGAAGACGUAGUAAAGGCCACCAACAACUUUCAACCUGGUAACAUCAUUCGACACGAUAAAUUUAGUAACACAUACAAAGGGGAACUCUUGCAUUCCGGAAAGGAGAUGAAGAUUUCUGUACGGAGGUUUGAUUGUAAGCACGGGGAAUGUGACCUCCAAUUCUUAAAGGAAAAAUCAGUACUUUCUGAUCUCAAGCACACCAAUAUAGUUUCUAUCAUUGGAUAUUGUGAAGAGAAAGAUGAGAAAAUCAUUGUAACCACACUUGAGGCCAAUGGAAGUCUUAGGCAGUAUCUAAACAACCUGAACCUCACAUGGAAGCAAAGAUUGAGGAUAUGUGUAGGUGUUGCACGUGCGUUGAGUUACCUCCAUUACGAAAAGGGACGUGAUUAUGCUAUCACACAUUCUAACAUCAAGAGUGAUACAAUUUUAUUGGAUGAUAACUGGGAAGCCAAGUUAUCCGGUUUUGAAAUUUCCAUGAUAGACUCAUCAUUUGAAAAGACGGAAGAUGUGACCCACAAGUCAGACAUCUACUCAUUCGGUGUUGUUUUAUUUGAAACAUUGUGCAGGGGGAAAGCAUAUAUUGAGGAGGAUAAUAGGUCUCUAGUUUCAUUGGCCAAAUAUCAUUAUAAGAACAAAACACUAAAGGAUAUAAUCCAUCCUAAUCUAUGGAAUCAAAUGUCCCUACAAUCACGCUUUAUCUACUCAGAAACAACAUAUUCUUGCUUAAAUGAGGACCUAGAUAUGCUCCAUGUUAUCGCUGGACUCGAGAAAGCAUUGGAAGUUCAGUUGGCUCGUGAAAAUACUGAAAACAAGUUUGAACACUUGAAGAUUCGUCUCAGUGAUAUUAAAUUGGCUACAAAGAAUUUUUCAGAGACGCAUGCAAUUUCCAUCUGGACAAAAAAAUAUACGUUGUACAAAGCAGAACGCCACUAUUUUUACAAAUAUGAAAAAAAUUCUUCAUCUAAAAAGGGGAAGAAUAAAGGAGAACAUUCCAAGGGAGACAACAAUGUAUAUAUAAAACGCUACACCUCUGGAAAUGAGGCUUACGGAGAAGGAGUGCUUGUUGAGAUGCUUACGAGUGUUAAGUAUCCUAACAUGGUUCCUUUGCUUGGAUUUUGUGUUGAAGCAUCUGAGAUGAUCCAUGUCUUUGAGGAUGAUACGGGUGUAUACCACAAUGCUACUUGGGAUUCCGAUGAGGAAAGGGAAUGGAAGUUGCGCGAUCACUGAAGUAUCUUCACUCUGAGAUGGAAGACCAAAAGGUGAAAAUACAUCAUGA
Messenger RNA from Helianthus annuus (common sunflower), 1589 nucleotides. Its product is annotated as receptor-like protein kinase FERONIA. The transcript is spliced from 3 exons. Lineage: Eukaryota; Viridiplantae; Streptophyta; Magnoliopsida; Asterales; Asteraceae. The record is from RefSeq and is a predicted model, not a curated record. Gene Ontology annotation, biological process: protein autophosphorylation. Bases 35 to 1540 code for a protein of 501 amino acids. Gene Ontology annotation, cellular component: plasma membrane; plasmodesma. Gene Ontology annotation, molecular function: ATP binding; transmembrane receptor protein tyrosine kinase activity.